AUGUCUGAAAAAACAAACUAUAGCAUCCAAGGACUCAGUCUUGUUACACUUUUAAAGAGACUCGAUGCUGCUACUUCUCGUUUAGAAGACAUUACAAUUUUUCAAGAGGAGGCUUUUAAAAACUCUCAAUCGUUAAAAUCAGCUUCUCCAGCAGCUGCAAUUCCCGAACAUCCCCAACCUGUCUCAAAAGACUCGGCAUCUACAAAGACACCUCCAGGCCCUACUGAUGUUUCGUCUGUUGCUCCUGAUUCUUCAACUUCAACUUCAACUCCCCAGACAGCCUCAAUUGCUAAAGCGGUUCCCUCACCUCCUGUUUUACCUACUGUCGAGGAAAAAACUGUUUCUUUAUCAAUUCUAGACUUUGAAUCUUUCAUUUCUGAUUUUAUUGAGCCUUUAGUCUCAAUAUCGAAAAAAAUUGAUCCAAUUGUGUUUGAUCAGGCCAAUUUAUUAUUGCAGGCUUUUAAAGCCGAAUUGAAGUUCCUUCAAAUUGUUAUAAAAUCAAAGAAACCUGACCCAACUAAACCAAUUUUUGCUGAAACCUUACAACCAAUCAAUUCAGAAAUCGAAAAAAUGAUUGCUUUAAAGGAUAAAAAUAGAACUUCAAAGUUUUUCAAUCACUUGAAUACUAUAGCUGAAGCUGCACCAGUUCUUGGUUGGGUUUGUGUGGACAUUCCAGUCGCCUUCAUUCCAGAAUUCAAAGAUUCUUCUCAAUUUUGGUCCAAUAGAAUAAUGAAAGAAUAUAAAGAUACAGACCCAAUCCAUGUUGAAUGGGUUAAAACCUUUUCACUGAUUUUUGGCAAUUUGAAAAAUUAUGUUAAAAAAUAUCAUAUGAAUGGGUUGGCCUGGAAUGCAAAUGGCUUGUUCUUCGAAGAAGCCAUAAAGGCUGUUGAAGAAGAAAACACUCCCAAACCACCCAAACCAGAACCUACUCCUGCUGCAGCUGGUGGCCCUGCACCCCCACCACCUCCAAUGCCACCUGCUUCACUUUUUGAAGUUGAAGCUACUCCUCAACAAGAGACUGGUAUCAAUGCUGUUUUUUCAGAAUUAAACAAAGGCGAAGAUAUAACAAAGGGACUUAGGAAAGUUGAUAAAUCAGAAAUGACACAUAAGAAUCCCUCAUUGAGAGCUUCAUCUGUUGUAUCAACCAAAAAGACCCCUCCACCUGCUCCAAAAAAACCCUCUUCUUUACUUUCCCAUUCUUCGGCUUCAAAAUCUGUACCAUCAACUCCACCUGCCAAAACUAAAAAACAACCAAAAAAGGAAUUGGUUGAUAGUAAAUGGACGAUUGAAAAUAUUUCAAAUGAUCAUACAAUUGAAAUUGACGGAGAAAUGUUUCAGUCAAUAUUUAUUGGAAAAUGUUCAGAAGUUACAAUUCAAAUCCAUGGAAAAGUCAAUGCAAUCACAAUUAGCGAGUCCGAUAAAAUCGGAUUGGUGGCUGAUACUUUAGUCUCUGGAAUAGAUGUCAUUAAAUCUAGUCAUUUUGGAAUUCAAAUUAUCAAUACCUGUCCAAUGAUUUCAAUUGAUAGUUCAGACGAAGGCUCGGUUUAUUUGCCAAAAACAAGUUUGAACACUGAAAUAUUUACAAGUCAAACAACCGGAUUGAAUGUUAACAUCCCAGAUGUAAAAGAUUCUGAUGAUUAUAAUGAAAUUCCUGUUCCUGAACAAUUUAAGCAUACAUUUAAAGAUGGAAAGAUGGUCAGUACAAUCGUUCAACAUUCUGGUUGA
Ascoidea rubescens DSM 1968 is the source of this 1725-nucleotide messenger RNA. RefSeq names its product adenylate cyclase-binding protein (gene SRV2). Gene Ontology annotation, cellular component: cytoplasm. Gene Ontology annotation, molecular function: actin binding; adenylate cyclase binding. The transcript is spliced from 2 exons. Gene Ontology annotation, biological process: regulation of adenylate cyclase activity; cytoskeleton organization. The record is from RefSeq and is a predicted model, not a curated record. The coding region runs from base 1 to 1725 and encodes 574 amino acids. NCBI's taxonomy places the organism in Eukaryota, Fungi, Ascomycota, Saccharomycetes, Ascoideales, Ascoideaceae.